AUGGAUGAUCUGCCGGACCUUGUUAAGGUUGAAAUCCUUUGUCGACUUCCUUGCAAAUACGUCGUUCGAUGCAAAUGUCUGUCCAAGCAUUGGCUUACUCUCAUCUCCGACUCGGACCCCUAUUUUGUUAGCCGAUUUCAAUGUCUACAAGGACCUGAUGAACGAACCCUACUGUUCUCUGCAACACAGAAAGAUCGUUUUACCAUGAAUGAGCUUUCAGGGCUCAAAACACUCGGGUCAUUUAGGCCAAGUUUCCAACCUAAUGAUCAUCAAUCCAAUUUAGAGCCAAUUGUGGUAGCAACAUGUAAUGACUUGGUUCUGUGCUGUAAAACCCCGAUUUGUAUUCGACGUAAUUACUUUAUCUGCAAUCCUUACACCAGACAAUUUGUUUCUCUUCCAAUCGCACCUCCAUGCACCCCUGGUGUAUCUGUGGGAUUCAUUAAUUGCGACAGCGAUCAUAAAAAGGAACAAACUACUGGUGGUAAUAGUAACAUCACUGGAUACGAAGUUGUCCAAAUUCCUUAUUUCGGAUAUGAUACUGCAGCCUUCCAAUUCAAGGUGGACAUAUUUUCUUUCAAGACCGGCAUAGCUUUCAAUGGAGUGUUGUAUUGGUCGGGUCCUGAUGGCUUUCUUAUCGGGAUAGAUCCAUUUAACCCUAAAGAAACUACCGGUCCUAGAAGUAGUGGCGAUAUUAUUGAACAUAAAUAUGGUUAUUGCAUUGGAUUUAACGAGCAUUUGGAACCAUGCAUAGAUUUAUUGGACCAGCUAGAUGUGAGCCAUGGAGGAUCAUGUCUUCGACUAUGCCAGUUAUGCCAGUUAUAUAGAAAACAAUGUAUACUCCAUGUUUGGGAAUUGAAAGAAGUACAAGAAGAGCAGUUAGUCAACCAAGGAAAUUCCAAGUGGUGUUUAACAUACAAGGUUUCCUUGGAACAAAUAGUUUGGCAAGAUCCAAAGAUUGAUCUGAACUGGAUGAGCUCUAAGUUGCUAGCUUUGGACCCAAAUAAUGAUGAUGUCUUGUAUUUGAAACUGGAUGGACAGAUUGUCAUUUGCAACAUCCGGACAUCAGAAUUGAAGAUAACUAAACUGCUUGUAAUUAACGGUGUCUUCCCAUUUGUUUUCCCCUCGUGGCCGACACCAGUUCCUAAACUUCCACCACAAAAGGAAUAG
Molecule: messenger RNA, 1167 nt
Organism: Rosa chinensis
Lineage: Eukaryota; Viridiplantae; Streptophyta; Magnoliopsida; Rosales; Rosaceae
Exons: 2
Coding region: 1-1167 (388 amino acids)
Molecular function (GO): protein binding
Source: RefSeq, a predicted model, not a curated record